AUCAGACUAUCGCCGUGCAAGAGUUCCCGUUCGUGAGCAACGAAGGCAAUGAGGAGAUCCUGGGCUUAGCCCCAUUAUUCGCAGUGCUAUGUUUUAUUUCGCCGAUGCUUGCAUACGUGUUCCUCAUCUCGACGCUCGUCGACGAGAGGUGCUCUGGUAUACUGGAACUGUUGAGAAUGGUCGGUGUUCGGAUGUACCACGUGGGGUUAUCUCACCUUGUGUUUACGAUGCCGGCAUCCUGCUUGUUCGCUUUCGUUGGGACCAUAGUUCUAACCACGACCCCCAACCCGUUCGUGCAGAAUUCUAACCCCAUGCUCAUCUUCCUCAUGUUAAAACUACAUUUCUGCACCAUAAUAGCUAUGGCGUUUGCUGCUUCCUACAUCGCGAGAGAUAAGCAAUAUGUGGUGACAAUAGCUGUAGGAACAUACGUGGCUCUUUGGGUGCCGACUCAGCUUCUCACGAACGUAGUGAUGGACCGGCGACUCUUGUGGCUCACCGGUUUCCUCCCCACAUGCCCUGCUACUGGUUCUGGAAGGAGUUGGGCAAGCUUGAAUCCUUCGUUCUUUGGGAAAAAAGUAAAGCCAACCGUUAAGGAUGAAGAGGAUGAAGGCAUGAAAUUGAAUGAGACGGCUGAAGAGUAUUUUGAGGAUACUCCGAUAGGUGUCAAACCUGGUAUAAAAAUUGAGAAUGUCUACAAG
This is a messenger RNA of Achroia grisella, 698 nucleotides long. RefSeq lists its product as uncharacterized. The transcript is spliced from 5 exons. NCBI's taxonomy places the organism in Eukaryota, Metazoa, Arthropoda, Insecta, Lepidoptera, Pyralidae. The annotation marks the transcript as partial. The record is from RefSeq and is a predicted model, not a curated record.